AUGGAGUUGGGAAGCAUACUCCAUUUCCUUCAGGACAAGACCAUUUUGAUCACUGGAGCCACUGGCUUUCUUGCCAAAGUUUUGUUGGAGAAGAUAUUGAGGGUCCAACCAAAUGUUAAGAAGAUCUACCUUCUUUUAAGAGCUGCAGAUGCCAAAUCUGCUACUCAUCGCUUGCACAAUGAGAUCAUAGCGAAGGAUUUGUUUAGGGUACUGAAGGAAAAAGUUGGUGCAAAUUUUAAUUCUUUUAUCUCGAAAAAGUUGACCCUGGUACCUGGUGACAUAUCUCGAGAAGACUUAGGAUUGGAGGAUACCAUUCUAAAGGAAGAGAUUUAUGAUCAAACAGAUGUCAUCAUUAACUUAGCUGCUACAACUAACUUUGAUGAAAGGUAUGAUAUAUCUUUGGGUCUAAAUACCUUUGGUGUCAAGUAUGUCAUCAACUUCGCCAAAAAAUGUACAAAACUCCAGGUUCUUGUGCAUGUUUCAACAGCCUACGUAUGUGGUGAGGGAGGGGAAGAAGGACUGAUAUUAGAGAAACCAUAUCAUCUUGGUGAUUCUCUGAAUGGAGUCCCUGGAUUAGACAUCAAUGCAGAAGAAAAAGUGGUUCAUAACAAAUUGACUGAACUACAACAACUGGGGGCCACAGAAAAGGAAACUAAAGAGGUUAUGAAGGACUUGGGUAUUAGCAGGGCAAAGUUGUAUGGAUGGCCAAACACAUAUGUAUUCACCAAGGCAAUGGGAGAGAUGCUUGUGGAGCAACUGAAAGGAAACUUAUCCGUUGUGAUCAUUCGUCCUACUAUUGUUACCAGCACAUUCAGAGAGCCUUUCCCUGGUUGGGCUGAAGGUGUAAGAACUAUUGACAGUUUAGCAUUAGCUUAUGGGAAGGGGAAGUUGACAUGCUUCCUUGGAGAUCUCAAAGCAAUUGUUGAUGCGAUACCAGCUGACAUGGUGGUGAAUGCAAUACUUGUGGCUAUGGUGGCUCAUGCAAAUCAUCCUAGUGAUGAUGUUAUAUACCAUGUUGGUUCCUCUGUUAGAAGACCAAUAAGAUACAGCAAUCUUCAAGAGUAUGGCUUAAGAUAUUUCACAGCAAAACCAUGGAUAAACAAAGAUGGAAGGCCAGUUAAGGUUGGCAAAGUUACAGUACUGAGCAACAUGGAGAGCUUCAGAAGAUAUAUGUUCAUUCGCUACCUGCUUGUGCUGAAGGGACUUGAGCUGGCCAAUACUGCAUUUUGCCAGUAUUUCCGAGGCACAUAUCUUGAUCUCAGUAGGAAGAUCCAGAUUGUGAUGCGGUUGGUGGACCUUUACAAGCCCUACUUGUUCUUCAGAGCUGCAUUUGAUGAUAUGAACACAGAGAAGUUGCGAAUGGCAGCAAGACAAGGAGGGGUGGAGACAGAUUUGUUUUACUUUGAUCCCGAACUGAUUGAUUGGGGUGAUUACUUUUUGAACAUCCACCUUCCUGGUGUGGUGAAGUACAUUUUCAAGUGA
Sphenostylis stenocarpa is the source of this 1482-nucleotide messenger RNA. The record is from the annotation of a GenBank genome assembly. NCBI's taxonomy places the organism in Eukaryota, Viridiplantae, Streptophyta, Magnoliopsida, Fabales, Fabaceae.